GCAACGUCAAACCCCCCUCCUGCCCCAGGUGAUCAGGCAGUUAAGCCAAACUGAACUACAUCCAGUAUCCUUUCGUCCUGAGUUAGUACUACCCUGCCUGAGAUCAAGAUUCAAUCAUGGGGUGCUUGUUUCAACAAGCUUUGGCAUUGGAUGCGCCUUGUGGGGAUUAGGGCUGCAUUAUCUUGUGUCGCUGUCUUUGGGCCUGGUAUUGAUCAGCAGACGUUAUCCAAUGAUUGGCAGACAACUCCCCUUCAACACAUUCAUUACAUCCUCUUCUCCGUUGGCAUCAAUGAAAUGAAUUGUCAGGUUGCUUCUGGAGGUGAUCUAGCCACUCUCUGUGUGGUGCAUGAUUUGAUUUACCAGUUCAUGGAUGUCUAUAUUCACCAUCACAGAACUGGCCAGUUGCUGCAACUGAGUGUUCCUCUCACCAUCCCCACAUGUGAGCAAAUGCUGGCAUAUUUGGCUGCUGUUUGUCAAGGUGUAUUGAAUCCUGACCCCUCAUCCACAUCCAGUAUGGACACAUCUUCCACAUUGACAUUCAGUCCUGCUGUUGAACUACCUUACAUUAGCCACCUGCCUAGUCCGAUUUUAUCUCCUGACCCCAACAAGAGUAUGUUGCUCAUCCAGCAUCUGCUCGAGGAUGUCUCUGUGCCCAACACCCUCUGCUACUUGACCACUACAUGUCAUUUGACUCCUCCUCUUGCAUUUGUUUCAGCUCCCUCAAUGGAGAUGUCCCUUCCACAUCCUGAAAUCAGCUGGCAUCCAUCUCACUUGUCAAAACAAAGUUCUGAUGAAGCAUUUCUAGAACAAUAUGUUGGCCCAUGUUUGCCUGUUACCAUGCUGCUUCCUGCCAUCAACAAAAUGUUACCACUGGCAUUUCUGGUCUACUUCUAUGAAUUGGGCAGUCAAGAUGCUACUUUAUUGACAUUAGACAUUUCCCUGGUACCAGAGUAACUCUGUCAUACUGUACCUGCCUACAUAGCUUGACUGGUCAAUGUAACUCUACUGCAUCCUCAUUGUCCACAGUGAUUGAUGCUGUCAUCUCAUGUCAUUGCAAUUACCUAAUUUGCAUCUGCUGCCUUGUGAAUGUCACUGUUCAGCAACACAUUCAUUGACCCAAUCUCAACCCCUCUCCACCAUGUCCAUUGCAUUGCACAGGGGUACUAGCCUUUCUUGCUUCAAAAGCUCCUGCUGGCAGCUAUGUGCAAGUGGUCAAUAUUGAUGUGUUCAAACAGGCAGAUGAUACCUUUCAAUACAUGCUAGAGAUCAGUGAUGGUUAUGUGACCAUCCCAGUCAUGCUCAGCACCCAACUUAACACACUUGUGGCUAUGAAACAGGUUGCCAUGUGCACCAUUAUUCAAGUGGAGAACUACAUCUGUCAGGCUGUCUGCAGCAUUUGUGUCGUGAUCAUUAAGAAGACUGCAGUGACCAGAAUGGCACCCUUAAUUGUGGGAAAUCCCCAUGCCAUUGAUGUUGUUGCACUGUCAGACAAUCUGGAUGGAUUCAUUAUGGAAGCUGCUGCCUAUUUAGUGGGACACACCCCCACAGAUGUUGACAAGUCAGAGACUGAUUCCACUGAAUUCCAGGAAAGGCUGCCUUUGUCCCAACCUGGGCUUCAUGGUGCCAUUGACAUCAAGCCAAGGUUCCAGGCCAAAUCCAUCAACAACAGCUUCUCCCUCAAGAUGCUGGCAUUAGACACAGUUGAGUCAGACAAGGAGGGCAGGGAUGACCUUGCAGCCAAAUGUAUCUAUGAUCACAAGCAUGGUCUGAAUGACAACACCAGCAGCAUGGAGGAGUGACCUGUUUGGACCAGGCAAUGAGUGCACAUAGCUGCUCAUCCACUAGGUAGUGCAGCUACAGGACUUUCUCACCAAAUGUAAUUCUACAUAUUCAUCGAUGUAUUGU
Messenger RNA from Dacryopinax primogenitus, 1905 nucleotides. RefSeq lists its product as uncharacterized. NCBI's taxonomy places the organism in Eukaryota, Fungi, Basidiomycota, Dacrymycetes, Dacrymycetales, Dacrymycetaceae. The record is from RefSeq and is a predicted model, not a curated record. The coding region runs from base 151 to 954 and encodes 267 amino acids. The transcript is spliced from 8 exons.